CACUCUGCCGUUUUUAGGCACGGCGUUUCGUUGACCUUGAGUUUCACUAUGAACUACUGUAGUAAAAAAUGACAAAGAUAACCGAACUUCCCACUCUUUCUAAAAGGUUCAAAACGCAUGUGAUUUGUCAGAUUAACCCAUUCAAAUUUUUGAAUUCAUCGGACUGCUUAUAUUCAACUCCUAUUCUCUUUGAAUAUUGAAUACCAAGCAAAAUUCAUCAAAGUAUUCAAAAUACCUGUUUUUUUAAAAACAUUAAAUAUAUUUCUUUGAAUUAAAACAACAAAGGAACUAAAUAAAUAUUUUAUUAUUUAUAAUAUAUUUGGAAUUAGUAAAUAUGGAAGCCGGUCAAGGUAAAAAAAAGUACGAAGUGUUCUGUUAAAAAUUGUAAUAGUGCAAGAUAUCAAGGGAUUUCUACGAAUUCCAUAAGAUUCUUCAGAUUUCCUAAUCCAGUUUAUAAGGACCGAGUGAUGCAAUGGAAAUUGGCUUGUAGUGAUGAUAUAAUAAUGAACAAAGAUGCAAUGCUGUUAUUUAUUUAUUUAUUUAUAUACGGACAAGCCAAAUAACAGAAUAUGCAGUAUCCACUUUGAUGCCAACCUAAUGACAAAUCACCGUUUAUCGAAAAAUGCAAUUCCAACAUUGAAUCUGUUCCGAAAACCAAGAGGAAUAGAUGUUCAAACCCAAACAGAAGAUAAAAUGGGAACCGAAGGAAAACGAGUUGUACAUAUAGAAACUCAAACAACCAAAGAAUUAUCUCACCAAACACCAAGAAAAAGAAAGUUGAGGCAUCUAAUUGAGUCAAAGGAAAAUGAAAUUAAAAGAAUGAAAUUAAAGACAUUCAACCUCGAACAGUCUAUUCAGGAAAUAGAUCCCUGUAAGACACAACUAUCUAAAGACAAAUUCAAAAAGGCUUGUGAUAUUCAUCUGCCAAAUAGUUUUGGAAAUAUAGCCAAAAUAAUCAGUGAUCUCAAUGAUAAAAAUCUAAAAGGAAGAAGAUAUACCAAGGAAUUUAAACAGCAUGCCCUUUCAUUAUAUUAUUCCGGGCCUAAAAUUUAUGAAAGAAUGGUUGCCAUAUAUAAUUUUCCAUCAGUAUCUACAUUGAGAAGAAUGACAGAGAAUAUUCAGAAAGGGAAUGGUUUAAAUGAUUUCAUAUUCAGAAGUCUCAAAUGGCGACUAGAAGGUAAAAGCAAAGAAGACAGGAUGUGUGCUUUGUCAAUGGAUGAAGUAUCGAUCAAAGCAAAUUUGCAAUAUGAUACAAAAAAUGAUAAAAUUGUGGGUUUCCACGAUAUUGGCAAAGAGAAAAAAUAUAUCCCAGCAAAAAUGCCUUAGUAUUGAUGGCAAGAGGAAUAAACGAUAAUUGGAAGCAGCCAUUAGGAUAUUAUUUUUUAAAUACAUCCUGUAGUCCAACAGACCUGAGUGGAAUUAUUGGAGAUUGCAUAGACAAAAUGGUUGAAAUAGGACUUGAUGCAAGAGUCCUAGUGUCUGAUUUGGGCUCUAACUUUGUUGCAUUUUCAAAAAAUUUAGGUGUAACUGAUAAAUGUACUAAAUUUGAUAUGAAUGAAUUGUAUCAAAUAAAAAAAAGCAAAUAAGCAGGAUUCAUUCAUUAUAGUGUUGUAUUUCUUAGCAUAUUUAAUGAUUUUUUUUUGACAAAUAUUUCUUUCGAAAACAUACAUAACACAUUCAGGCUCAUCGAAUUUUUCAAUCAAUAUCUAAAUGCACAGAAGAUCAACAACUAGAUACUAAACAAAACAACAUAUAU
Harmonia axyridis is the source of this 1756-nucleotide messenger RNA. RefSeq lists its product as uncharacterized. Bases 514 to 1326 code for a protein of 270 amino acids. NCBI's taxonomy places the organism in Eukaryota, Metazoa, Arthropoda, Insecta, Coleoptera, Coccinellidae. The record is from RefSeq and is a predicted model, not a curated record. The transcript is spliced from 3 exons.